CUAAACCAAAACAGCCUGCGUCUUUGCACGUCAGGGAGUGAAUGGGAGUCAAAGUUUUGAUUUUAAGAUGUAAUAGGGUUCAUUUUAUGUAGUUACACGGAAUAAGAUGUCACUCAGCGCGACAUGUGAGUCGGUCCCCCAGAAAAGAACCCUGUCGAGCCUCCUCGGUGAGUUGACAGCAGAGGAACCUUUGUUUAUGUGAACAGUUUCAGAUCAAAACUGACUGUAAAGUAGAAAAUAUCAUGUUAGUUUCCUCCUUAUUGACCACAAUACGGGUAACAGUAAUAAUGGGAAUGCUGGUGUGGGCUGUAUGAACCCUGACGGACUUAUAACAUUAGGGGAGAGUGGGGUAAGAUGAGCCAUUUUUCCUAUUUCAGAUCACUACAUCAAGGCAAUCAUAGUUUUGUCUCUAACUAAUGUAUCUGCAUAUUUUUUAAGAUGUUGUGCAUCCCUGCAAACCAACAGAAUGAGUGUAAACAUAACUGUCUUGAUAAUAUAGCAUAGCAUUGAUUUGUUUGAUGGACUAUUUAUCUAAUUUUGAUGCCAUCAAGAAAGGGUAACAACACUGAAUUGUAUUGUUGCACACUAAAAGGAAAGCUGUAUGUCCAAAUUUAUAGUUUAGCAAAGUAUUAGAACUUAAAACAGGAAAACUACUGCUGCAACACAGCUCUUAUAGUGAAAUCAAAUAGUCAAACAGCCAAUUAAUAGUUGAGAACUUUGGAGUGGCAUCAGGAGUGACCAGUCAGAUUUCAAUGAAAGUAAUUGUCAGCCCUCUUGAUGCGCCUUUUGGUGUUCUGUGUUUCCUUGUUGUUGUAUUUCCAGCUGGUCGUGUGCCGAAGAGGCCAAAGCAGGAGGAUGGUCAGCAGCUGCAGGAGGCAGCAAUCCAGCUGUUAGAGCAGCAGCAGAGCCUCAGCUGUCUUCUCAAGGAGGUUGGGGUGAGUAAGGCCACUUCAGGAUGAGGAAGAAAUGACCGAACUUCAUGAGAGUGCAGGGUGGUCCUCCUUUGGUUUUUCAGGACUGAUACUGAUGCUGAUUGUUCGAGUUUAAUGAGACAAGUAGCUUUACUGACUGACAGCUGCACUGACAGUAUAAACAAACUGUAAAAUAUAGAAUUUAGAAUAAGAGAGAGAGAGAUAUUAGUAAUUCGAUCAAAUAUACAUGCAGUACAAAUUUAAAGAAGAAAUUCACAUAUUUUUGGAGAUCGAAAAGGAGUAGGUAGAAGCUAUUUAGCUUAUUUGUACCUACCCUAAUAAGAUAAAUUCAACACAAAACCCAGGUUAUAUAGUUCAAGUAACUUUUUAAAUUUAAACUUAAUCGUUCAAAAUCAUAAAGUUCUUCUUCUUCUUCUUCUUCUUCUUCUUCUUCUUCUUCUUCUUCUUCUUCUUCUUCAUGUAAAGGAGAUAACAGUUGACAAGUUAUACCCACAAUAUAGUUACAUCACACUUUUGUGUGUUUUCUAGCCCCUUGUGGGGUAAUGUGGUGCAAGAAAACAGACCUAGAGGUUGAGAGACGCAGCAGCAGUGGAGCCAAAGUAGAACACUUUUUCUUUAUUGUUUUUGGCCCUGUUGUUUAAAGGUAAAUGUCGAUAAUCAGCCAAAGCUGGACAUUUGCCCCAAUAAUUGACCAAGCUGCAUAAUUGGUGUCCCCCUAAUAAUAAUCAUUUGAUACUCUUUACAAAUCUGAGCGUUGACAAGGUGGCUUUUAAUAGUUAACAUCGCCUUCAGAACAAACAACUGCCUGACUUCAAAAUUGUUUACAUGCGACCAUAAAUGGUUUGGACUGUUUAAUGUUACAGUAGGAUGUAUGAAUGCAUGCAGCUUCUAUGAUUCACAGUACUGCCUUUGGUUGAAUAUUUCAUGCACAAGAAACUGAAGAAUGCUCCAAAAGGUUUGCAAAAGCUGCAUGAUGUUCAGAUUUCUCCUAGAAUUACUGGAAACUAUCCAGAAAUGGGAACUGAUAGAUUGUGAUGUAUUUGAAUUCAGUGGUUCGUGAUUGUUACCGUUGUGUUUUAAAUGAAUCUUCUCUUUAUUUCCAGUCACAGGCUGGAAUACAGAAACAAGAAAAGUCCAAAGACGUCUUGGCUUCUUUCGCAGGUUCACUGCUUGGUGAGUGUUUCAUGCAGACUCUCAGUUGUGAACAAGCCAACAGGGAUUUUCUGUUUGUUUUGUAUUGUGUGCACUAGGCAACAUCUUGCAUAUGAGUCAGCAGGCAUAGCUAAAUUGAUGAUGAGAAAUGAAUUUGUUGUGUCAUCUGUGGAAAGUGUGUGAGCUCAGGCGUCAGGCUGCACAGCUUGGUGUUCCUGUUGUAGGGGUGUCAGUAAAGAUGGUGCUGCAGAGACUGAUGGAGAUCACUCAAACUGAGGAAGAGAAGGAGGAAGAGGACAAGAGAAGAGAGCUGCUCUGUCCCUCUCAGAGAGUGAGUAUCUGACGUAAGGGAGGUAUAAAUCUUUGUGGAGUAAUUCUGAUGAAGAAUUAAAUCAAUGCUCAAACAAGUUUUUUUUUUUCCGAUCAAAAAGCCUCUAAAAUCAAACGAGUAGUCUUGUCAAGGUUUGUUGGUAGGAUGAGAGAUGUCUGUAAACACAAAUUUGAAUUUCAUGUGCAAAGACAUAAGACUGUUUUGAGUAUUAUUAGAAAUCAGGUUGUAAUCAAACCCAGGCCACCUGCUUGAGGACUGCAUAGUGCAUGACAGGCCGAAACCUUUACCCCCCAAAAUGCACACUUAAGCAGCUGUGGUGAAUGCAAAAAACAAGUCUAUGGUGAAGACAGAAGAUGCUGCACCUGUAAGCUAAAAUGCAGUCUUGACUCAAUCUGUUAUCAUCUAAUGAAAUUUUAGUAUUUUAUGUGUCUCUGUUCUCAGGUUCUGUGAUUGAAAUUAUUCAACAAUAUGAUUGAGAAACUUCAUCCUGAGUUAGACUGUAAAUCCAAAAUUAUGGUGAAAGAUUUGUUAAUAUAAGAUAAUCAACUCAUGAUAACGAGCACAAAACCACUGUUAUAUUUUGGGGUAUGUAUUUUUACAUUGUGGCUGUGGGUCAAUAUCAAAUUUGAAAUAGAAAAAAAUCUUGAAACACUAAAUAAGCUCAGAGUGAAUUAAAUUUUUCAUAUUCUUAAUCAACUGACAGAGCAUAUUUAACUUCUUGUCUAAUUAAUGAGUUGCACUCAUUUCAUCAGUGAUCCAACUCUGCUAAAUUGCUGAUCUGCAACAGCCUCCAAAGCUCAUGAGUCUGAACAGUUUACAGUUGAUUGUUUGAGUGCCCUUGUCACUCAGAGUGUAAGCGAUUCUGCAAAAUUCAGAAAUGUCCUCAUAAUUAAGUUUCACGUAUCGCCACCAUUGUCAUCAUCACCAUCAGUGCAAUAAACCAAAUAAAUGGAGAAGUUGCGUAAAGUAAAAAAAAAGAGGAUUAUGGUUAUGCCCAGACAGACCAAGAAAGGGGAACCAAAAGCAUGACUGUUCAUUACAUCGAUGAACGACGGUGGCUCCUGUAAUGGCGAGUCCUGAAUUACACAUGAUACAUUACGUUGAAUUUCAAAGAUUUUUUAAUGUUAACGUGUCAACCCAUUUACUGUUUUUAGACAUUAAAAUCUGAAUGUUUUCAAAGAUUUGUGAAUUUUUUUCUAUCCAGGGCCAUUUUUGAUCUUUUUGCAGCGCUUGAUCUUCUUGAAUAGUAAAUUAACUUUGAAUAGAAAAUACAUUUUUUUACUGACCGUGGCCUUUUAGCAACAGAUAGUUGUCAGGCAAUGGCUGAUAUCAGCUUCAUGUGAAGUGAAGUUUCUGUAGGUUUUUUUCAGCUCUUGUCAAAUGCUAAACUGGUUUUACCAGCUGAAAGUUGAUGCUAUCUUUCAUCAGUGCUGCAGGUCUGUUGGCAGAUUGUUCUAUAAAUGGUUUAACAUUUACAAACUGCUGUCAACACCCGGGUUUUGACUUUUAUUGUUGCAGGAUUCUUCUCAUAGCAUUUCAACUGGUAUGUCAAAUACAAAAUUCCAACUGUAAAACUGUCACUCUUGUUGCUCUUUGCAGGCCCAGCUGUGCGCCCUGCUGGACACUUGCAGAGAACUUCUGUCACAGGGAGUCCUCUGCCCCAAACUCCUCUGGCAGGAGUACAGAAGGGAUCAGGUGUGUGUGUGUUUGUGAGACCUACAAAUAUGUUUGACCCUCAUAUUUUAGGAUUCUUGUGAUUUACUUUAGAGACACAGUUUAUAUUUGGAUAUACGAGGCAGAGCUUUCACUCAUAUUUAAUCUUUACUACUGACCUGUGGUAAAAUAAAAUCAGCUUGAGUCCCCUACAUAAUAAAAUGACUGUAAAAAAUAAGUUUUUACCAGUAACUUUGUGUUUUUACAGAGUUUACCCAACCUGGAGGUUGUGUACCAGCUUCACUUUCACAACGUCAUAACCCUGAAGCACAUUUUGGAGAGGUAAAUCAUGGACAUGAAUUAAACUCAUGAAGCUGUUGGUUGAACUUUAGAAUGAGACAGAGAGCUGGAUUCAAGAAAAAACAAGGAAUAAAAAAAGGAAACCACUAUGGUGAAACAUCCUUUUCACCAACUUCAAACUCUUAUCAUGGUAGAGUAUACUAAAUAUUCAACAUUUAACAAGCUAAUCCACAUCUUGAUGUGAUAUCUCACAGCCACAUGAUUAAAUAAAAGCUCUGUUUGUAUUUAUUCAGCUGAUCAAGGCCCUUUCUAAGAGUCUUGAAGAGAUCUUUUAAAAAUUUAAGUCCACGAAUCAUCUCCCAAAGUCCCAUUUUAACUUGUGAAAGGCCUCAUAUUUUAGAUGGCACUUUGAUUGAGACGCCACCAGAUACUAAAAUAAACUGGGUAGUCAGUGUAUGUUGAUGACUUUUAAUAUUUUAACUUUUUGUGGAUUUGCUUGUUCACUUGCAAUUUUUGGCAUUUUAUUAAUAUGACUAAGAAUUAUAGUUCACUUGAGGCUCCAGAUUAGCUCAGUUGGUGGAGCAGAGGCCCCGUAUACAGAAGCUUUAGUCCUUGUGGCUCUAGGAUUGAUACUUGAUCCCAGUUUGAUUUGGUGUUACUCUCCUCUCCUCUCCUCUUCACUUGUUUCAAUCAAAAUAGAUGCUAAGGGUCAGAAUUAACCUAAAAAAUCUGCCUUAAUGUGAAAACGCCAGGAAAUGAUUGGCAGGGGCCUAUAAUAAUGGGCCGACUUGCAAGAUCUGCAAAAAAAAGCUCUUAAACAAUGAAAGUAGUUAAAUAAGCUGCAUCUGUUCUCCCUUUGUUCUACUGUUCAAAAACUGGAUUAUUUUUUUCUUUGUUUGGGUCGUAUUUAAUUUAAGAAAGUGAGGAUCAACCCUUAAAAUAUACAGCUGGUUAAGUCACAUUAAUGAAUUUGUAGAUAUGUCACCUUAAAAAACUUUGCUAAAUUCAGAAAACAAAACACACACAAACUUGAGUGUCUUUCUUGUUGCCAGAACGCCCCUCGGUGGACAAAGUUAGUGCUGUUUUUUAAUUUUUCCUCAUGUUCAGCUCACAGAAAGACUCAGAUGUGAGCUCCAAACAACGAAGAAGCAUAAUCAAACUUCAAAACCUGGCUGACAUCUUUAAACUUCGACAUGCUGCUCGGUUGUUCCCUCUUCUUGUAUUUUUCCUCGCAGUGAUGAAGGGGUGAGGCUGUGGUUGGGGUCUCAGUUGAAGUCUCUGUGCAGCUGCAAAUUUCCACAAGAAGAAGAUGAGACCAGGAAGGUUCAGUGGAAGGUUUUGUCGAGUAAGAAAUAAAUCUCUUGUCGGAGUUUGCUUUAUUCAAAUUGUGGGCUGAUUCACUGAUUAAUGAACUUGAAGCAGUUUUUUUUUAGCUAGACUAGUUGAGCUGCUUCAUUUUUACUGUAGAUCCUGAACCACUAGUUUUGUAAAUGUCAGACCUUUGUGGUCCCACGGCAGAAAUAAUUUGAUGGAAUCAUGGAUGCCCUUUUUUAUGUUUGCUUGCAAAACAUCAACAAAUGUGCAAUAUUUUCUGUAGAGUGUCAAACUUAUGUUACAUCUGAGGAUAAAUCUGAUCAAAGAUCGUAUGCAUUUCAGCUGUGGUUGGAGUCUUGGUGGGAGUGGGAUUUGAACAGAGCCAUGACUCAGUCUCUGCAGAGAGGAGGACUUCCCUGCUCUGCAGCUCCAUGCUGGAUGACAUGCUCUGCUGUGAGUAUAUGAAGCCCUGUCCCACUUACCCUAUCCUGUGAUAAUGAAAUAUUUAGAAAAGCACUUCUUGUCACACCUCUGGAGCAUGGAUGUUAUUUUUCCUUUGGUAUUAUUUCAGUACUUUCCUUUUUUGUCUUGCUCUUAAACAUUAUAUUGUUUUUCUGUGUCUGUCCUCUGUAGGGCUUCUCGACACUGUGGAAGAGAGUCAGUCUGACCCUCAGUCUGCAGGACCAGGGCCUGAGCUAUGGUACUUGAGUAUUUAUUAACUUCAGAGUUGUUGAAAUUCAGGCUUCCUGCUGAAUAAGGAAACUUGUGUUCAAACACGACAAGCAGAGAUCCACCGAUUGUGAAAAUCAGGGACAGAACUGAUACUCAUGUUUUUUGUGCGUGACUGAAUAAGCUAUCAAAAUUGAGUGUCUGUGGGGCAUGCCUUACAAACUGAUUUAAAGUUCUUUUUUUUUUAAAGUUCCUCUUCUUCAGGUUUAAUCAUUGAGCUAAAGUAGUUUAACUAGCAAGGGACCUUUUCUGCCCGACAAUAAACUUUAAACUCAGCAGUAAGGUGUAGUAGCUUCCCAGAUUCACAUUGCUAUGAUGAAGAUAAAGACAGGAUACUACAAGAAUUCGGAUGAAUCAUGGACUAUGACCUGCUCUUGUCCUUUCUAAACAUACAGUGAAGACAAUGUGCUGUUGACAUGGUAACCUGUGAUUGACAAGUUAAAAUAAUUAUGACACAAAAAUCAGGAAAGAUACACAGCCGUGUGUGCCCUUAUUUAUGUUUUUGGAGUGACAGUUUGGCUAAAAUAAAACAAAGAUUGGUUGCCAAAAUGCCAAACUUGAGACUUCAAAUGAGGCUUCAGUCCGUUUACAGGUGAGUCACAUGACAACCCUGUCCACCCCUUUUUUCACAGUCUGUGAUCAUGACAAAAACAGAAACCUUUUCUGAGUCCUUUGACGCAGGUUGUCUGAUUUUAAUCUCAUUCCUACUUGUACUUAAUCUUUUUCAUAAUUCAAAAAGGAAAGGUGCCUCUGAUAAAGUUCUCUGUUCAGACAUGUUAUCUGCUAACUUUACACAGUACAUAUAAUAGAACACUUCAGACUCUGAACAGUCUGUGUUAGCAGACUGGGUAAUGAUUUUGUUUUCUAGCGACACCAAAGUGAGAACAUUUCUGCUGCCACUGUGAAAUAGAACACCCAGCACCUCUGAUAACUUUCUGUUCACUUGGAUCUGUGCAACAGUGACUCUAGUCUCAAGCUUCACACUGUCACUAACACCUGACUCUGUCUGCAGCUGAAAAAAACUGUUGAUUUAAGAGGGGAGGUAGUUGAAGAAAGAUGCCAUUCAUGGUGCAACACUGCACAUCCAGUCUUGAUGUCUGACUUGAGUGACUGAAAAAGCCAUGGGAUGUUUUUGUGCUUUUUUUCACAAACAUGCACCAUUACUCUCAAGUUUUUCAUGAAUAUUCCAACAUUGUCAUACACGGGAUGAUUUGCUUUAGCUAAACUUAUCAGUUUUAAGAGUGUUGAAUUAUUUCCAUGUCUGUGUUCCUCUCUCCUUUGUCCUGUGUUUUUUUGUGCAGGAUUCAGAUAUUUGAUGCCUCGCUGUGUGGAGUGUCAGCAUCAGCAGAUGCCCUUCAGCGUUUCUUCAGACACUCUCUCACAAACUCUCUGACCUACAAGCCUCGGCUGACAGGUAAUGACACGUUAUAGACAGACAAGAACCUAAAAUGGAAUCAGAAAGUACAGGUUUGGAGGUUUAAAAAUAAGUAGACAACACAUUCUCUCACCUGACACAAUUUGCCUCUUUUUUUUUUCCUGAAAAUCCUGAACAUAGAAACUGUAUUGUGUGUCCUCAGUGUCUGAUGCCAUCACUCUGCAAAACAAGUGGACCUUUGCAAAAACCAGCCGGUUAUUGACCUCUCUUUUCCGUAAGGUAAAUGGCUCAUAAUGACUUAGAAAUUUGCCGACAUUAACAGGACUUUUACUAAAGUCAGUAAAAAUGUCUCCAGGAUUUUUAAACCCUAUUUGAUAGUUUGAAGUACUUUGGUCAAUAAACCACUUUGCCCUCCUUAGACCAUGAUGACACAGACAUGUCAGUGUUUCUGUCCCUCUUUAAAAAUGUGACCUCUCAUGGUAAUUAUGACUUUUUUCAUGCUGUUUUUUUUUUUUUACUGUUUAGUGCAGCUAAUGUUAUACUUGCUUUUGUUAUGCCACGAAUAAAGAACUUUCCUGUGCAAGACUCCCCUGUCAUGAGAAAAAAAACAUAGGUGAAACUCUUGUAUUUUUCCAUGCAACAGAUAUCUUGAAUUCACAUCCCUCUCUGGCUUAUAGACCAGAGUGCAGUCAUGAUGACUCACUGUCAUUUAUUGUUAGUCUCAAUUUAGUUGUGAAAAAAUCCUGUUUUUUGGUUUUCAAGGGGGUGAGAAGACACACACGGGCGUGGAGUAAAACAUGACGAACAGGGACUGAGAAGUUAAAUACAGUCGUUAAUAUUUGUGUAUAUAUUGCACUUCUUGUUGGACACCGUUAUCACACAUUAAAUAUUUUACUGAGCCCCUCACAGAUUCAAUGUUAUGAACUAUGAAAAUAAAAACUGCAGGCGAAUCAUUUUGGGCUUUAGGCAGUAACAAAGUACGAAUAUUGAUACGUCUAUUAUGAUGUUUUUAUCAGCAAGGUACAGCUUGAGUUUUUGCAGUGUGGACAUUAAGUGCUGUUUCAUUGUUUUCAGAGUCGUGGUCAGCAGAAAGUCUCGUAAACAUCUGUUUUUGUUGUUGUUUUUCCUGCUUAGCUGGCAGUGAUCUUCAGCAUGGAGCAGCUGUUGAGUCACCUGCAGCAGGUUUUGGAAACCCAUGAGGUCAACUGGAAACACGUCCUGUGUUUCCUCUCCACUCUGCUGGUUUACAACCCCAGUGCCCAGUCCAGCCUGACGGGUACACACUCAUGAAUGUUUGAUUAGUCUUGAGUCCUAAAGUUGGUCCUAAUUCUCAAAAGGAAAAUGAGAUGAAAUGCAUUGUUACCUGAAUAGACACUCUUUACAUGUGGUGAAAUAAACUUAUGACAUACAGACCUGCACAGAAGUCAGAUCCCCUCAGCCUCUUCUGAAAAGGAGCUGAAAUCUUGUUGAAUAUUCUUAACCAGCUUUUCCUCUCUGUUUCUGUCAGAACUGUUGUCCAGGCUGCUGACUUCAGCAUUUGAAGCCUAUGAUUUGGAGAACAUGAUAACUGCCUUCCUGUUGGCUCGGCAGGCAGCACUGGAGGGACCCGCAAUAUUCCCAUCCUACAGCGACUGGUUCAAGGUUCAUAACUGCGUUUAAACUCCAGCAAUUUGUUUGGAUUGUUGCCUCCAAGAUAUAAAUAUCAUCCUGAUAAAUUCUGUUUUACCAUUUUUCAACAUACAUUUGGCUUUAUAUGAAGGAGAAUUUAAGCAUUCAUAUAAAUUUACAUGAUCACGAUCCAUUUACUGUUGAGCACAAUCCUGAGUUAAAUCUUUAGAAAAGUUGUCCUUUGACAGCAGAGGCCUGGAACGAUCAAACAAAAAAAAUGUAAGUUAAUUUUUUGGUUUGAGAAUAACGAAAGAGGAUGGGGUUGUGUGUCUGUGUGGUUGUUAUGUAUUAUAACUCUGAUCUUGCAUUUCACUCAUUGUUAUUAUACUUUAUCAGAGCUUUUCUUGCAGUAACCGAACUUUACAAAGCAAAAGUUUUUCUAAUGUUAAGUUGAACUUGACUUUCAUUUUCUCUCCCUUUUCUUUUCUUUUUUUUCUUUUUUCCUUUCACCUCUUCAGUUGUCUUUUGGUGGGGGCAGCAGCUAUCAUGCAUCCAGUAAGAAAUCUCUGGUGUUUUUGCUGAAGUUCCUCUCAGACUUGGUGCCGUUUGAACCCCCACAACACCUCAAGGUCCAGUUCUGCAUGUUUUCUCUCUCUCUGUCAUAACUCAAUUGAUUAGUUAUGAGCUUAAAAAUGAACCUUUCACAAGCAUUUGAGGUUAAACUUGAACAGCAAACAGUGACAGUAACAAAAGGGGGAGAUGUUAAAAUAUUGACAGCAGAUUACUACAGUGUGAUCUUUAGAUAAGGCUUUGGAAAUACAGAAGUGAAUUUUAGCCUCCUUUGUCACACUCACCUGACAGAUUCACAUCCUGCACCCUCCAUAUGUGCCCAUGAAGCACCGCAGCCUCCUGAUGGAGUACAUUUCUCUGGCUAAGACCAGAUUGGCUGAUCUCAAGGUAAAUCAGAGCUCAAACCAAAGGUUCUUUUUGAAGUAUACAACAUCUUAUUAUCAGCUGUUAUUUUAGAUUUUAAGGAGAUUAGAAGAAUACACCAGUGACUUUGUUUGGUUUCUGCAGGAAUCUGUGGAGGACAUGGGAUUGUACGAAGUUGUUUCUGCUGCAGGUGAAGCAACAGCACAGGUAACAGUGACACCCAGUGGUUUGUAUGUGUACUGAUUGUAUUCUUCAGUUCUUAAGCGUUAUUGUCAUUUAGAAAUGAUCCAGGACUUCAGACAGACUAUUGUGGUAAGUCCCCAUGAUCAGCUUGGCCCACAGAAAUGGCAAAGACAAUUUAAACAAACAUUUCAUUCACUAGGCUUCAAAUAAUAUCCGGAACCCAGAAACUUCAACAACUGAAUGAUUAAUUAAAAAAUAAUACAACAAAAUAUACAGAUGCAAAAAGGAAAAGUGUAAUUUGCACUGGAGAGAGAAAUCUUAACUUUCUUCUAAUUUUCUGCUUGAAAACGGCAUUAUGUUACCAUGCAAGCACUACAAGGACAAGAAACUGACAUUAAAAUACAUAUAUUUCAAAAACAUAACUCUUGAUGUAACAAAUAAUUGAGUAUAUUUGUUUGAUUUGACCCUCUGAAUGUAAAUGACCUCCCUCCAUGUUUGCAGAAAUCUAAACUCUGCAUAAAAAGAAGUCGAGGGUCUUAAAGAACAGCCUUUACCCUCUGAGUGGCUCUAAGGUGAUGAAUAUGGCCGUGAAGGUUAACGCCAACAAUCUAUAGCCAACAGAUCUUCACAAAGUUAAAGUGGACCCAGUAAAAGUUGAACAAAUGUUAUUAGAGUGAUCCAUCUAUGUUGAAACUCUUUUGUUUUAAUACAUUAUGCAGACGGCAUCAGUGUCGGCACAAUAGGUUAGUUUGUCGCCAAUUUGUAUCCAAGACUUGAUCAAACAGAAAACUGAACUAAGUUGUUAACUUACAGAGCUCUGGGAUGGAUACACACAUGAAUAAACCCAUACGCAGACAUCAGUUGAUGGAUGUUUUAUUGGAGUAAAUGACUCAGAAUGAUUCUCUUAGCUGUGUAAUUUAGUGUUCCUCUGCAUGCCAUGCACGACUGCUCUUUGGCCCUGGAACUGCAGUGAAAAGCCAAACUGAAAACUUCUUUUGUCUUCAGAUAAUUAUCUUCACACUGUAACUGUGCUUUGUUGAGGUUUAAUUGUAACAAACAGCUGAAGAUAAAUCUCAACACAUGACCAACAACACUGAGGGAGGUCAGAGUGUGCAGUGAUACUUUUUUUCUGAAGAGGGUUAUGUAAAACCACUGUCAAAUAAUCCAGAUUACCGCUUGCUUAAGACAACAGUUGAGCUUAACCAUCUGGAAAGAUAGUGACAAAUAAAAAAUGAAAACAACAGAAGCUUUCUUUGCUUUCUGUUAAUCCUCUGUGGUUUGAGUAAAAAAUAUCCUUCUCACUUUGAAUACCUUUUGUUAAGUGCGUCAUGAUUUUAUUUUCUGGUAUGUGUGAGAUGGGUUGAUGAAGCCCCAUGAAGCUUUCUUCUAAUUAGUGGUGAAAAACGUGGAGCUUUGAAGUGUCAGACUGAGUGAACCUAGUGACAUCUGGUGGCUUGGGAACAAAUGACAGCCCUCCUUAAUGAUGGUCCAAAGAACUAAAGCACCAAAACACAUCUCUUAUUUUUAUUAUUAUCAAGCCUUUAGUAAAACCUUUAAAGCCUUAGAGUCAUGUGGUAUUUCAUCUUUAAUACCAGCUCUUUUAUUUUAGACUGAAACAGUGCAGUUCUUUUUAGUAAUUUAAGCUUCAGUGCUUUGAUAUCAAAUGCUUAGGUAACCCUUUCAUUUACGGUACACAUAUUACCAGGUAAGUAACAGGUAAUUACCUAGUAACAACAUGAAAUUAUCUGGUAACUACAUGAAAUUAUCUGGUAAUUACAGGAUAACUACUAAGUCAACACUGUCUAGUUUUUCUUUUUUCUGUGCAGCUCCAUUUUCAAAAGCUAUUUGGGGUUCUUAUUUUCUAUGAUUGACACUUGUUACAACCUAUGGGCGUGCAAAGACACCCGCUGAAUGCGUACAAUGCUACUGCGCAAGUGGUUUCAGGAGGCGGGGAAAAUCCUGGAAAUACCAGAGCAAUUCGGCUUCAAAUUUGUAUGAUGAUGGAAGGUAACCUGCCUGGUAGCUAGACAGUAUUGACUUAGUAGUUAUCAUGUAAUUACCUGAUAAUUUCAUGUUGUUACCAGGUAAUUACAUGUUAAUUACAUGGUAAUAACUGUACCGUAAAAGAAAGGGUUACCAAUGCUUAUCUCUACUCUUCUGUUAAGGCACUAACUUUAAUGCUCUGAAACGGUGGACUUUCAUACUGGUAUACAGCUGUGAGGUUAAAAAAACCAACAGUGGCAAAUGAAGGACAGUCUGGUGUAAAAUAAAACUGAGAAAAAGGACUGUAAAGAAAAACAGCCUCUCUUCAGUGUUGUUGCUCAACUUCUGUUAAAUCUUCUGACAAACACUCUAACAGUUAAAUGUUUGUGUGUUUUUCUGCUCAGUGCCCGGCUGCUCAGGAUGUGGAGAAGGCCGUGUCUCUGUUUGAAAGCACAGGAAAAAUCUCUGCCACAGUCCUGGAGGCAAGGUACGCAGAGGGCUAUCAGCUCCUUUUCUGAAGCACUUCUCGUCACUGUCUGAAUGUCGAUAUAUUCCACCAAAUGGAGACAUAAACAGGGUUUUGACACCUCUGUCUCUGUCUCCUACCAGCAUUUUCCGUAGGCCUUAUUUCCUCACACGUUUCCUCCCUGCUCUGCUGACACCGAGAGUGGUGAGAGACUUCACCUUUGUUUAUUCUGCACUUUAUGCACAAACUCUCAGCUGGCGAUUUAUCAGAUGUUUUUACGUCACAUGCUGUAGUUUACCUUUCUUUUACUUACAGCUGCCUGUCAAAGCUGAUGCUCAAAUGAGUUUCAUAGAAGCUCUGAAAAAGUGAGUUUUUAUCACAUUUAUAAAUACGAUCAGAGAAUUAUAAUAUUUCUCAACAUCACAGACAUUCUUUAACAUUAUUUUACCAUCCCCAUAUUAAAGUUUAUCCUCUCAAAAAAGUCAUAUUUUACAGCCCUGUAUUUCCAACAGUUUGUUAGUUUUGUAUUCUACCAAUAUAACUAAAGCACAGAUUAUUGCACUGCACGAUUAUUCAGGGUUUUUACUAUCAUUUUUGUCUGUUUUUCAGAGCAGAUAAGAUCCCUGCUGCACAAUAUUCAUCUUAUGUGGAGGAAUGCCAGAAGCAGAGGCAGCAGGACAGUGAGUACUCGAUGUAACUGACCAUAAUGUAUCUGUGUUUGUUGCUUCUUUCCAAAAAUAUGUAUCUGUCUCCUCAGAUUAUGUAACUGAUGUAUUUUAGUCCCAGGGAUUUUUUGUGCUAAGAAUGAAAUAAAAAUAUGACAAAGAUUAAAUGAUUCAAAGAUGUGCUUGGCUCAAACCAUAUUGUGUUCCAACUUUAUUUGUUUUCAGAGAGCGUUGUGUGUUUGGACUCAAGUGAUGAUCCUGUAGAGAUCCUGAAGAUUCAGCUGCAAGAGCUCACUGAGCUGGUUGCUGAGGGGAAUGAUGGAGGUAUGAUAUUUGGAGAAGAGAUAUAACAAGUAACACACAGACACACCCACACAUCCUGUGUGUGUUCUGUGGUAAGAGACACUUAUGCGGUCCUCUCUCUGGUCCGAGUUAUCUCAAAGUAGGGCUGGGCGAUAUGGCCUCAAAUCAAUAUUACAAUACAUAUUUCGUGUGCAGACUCUUUGAAUCCUUCAUAGAGACUCCUGUCAUGUUUUUCUGUGUUGUCAGAGAUGUCGGCACAGCUGUCCAGAAUCUCGCACACUCUGAGUGUCAUCUUCCCCGGCUGUCCCAAUGAGUCUGUAGGACGGAGAGUCAUCGAUCUUCACAUGGACCCUCCACCGUCUCCUGAGCUUCAUGUCAAAGUAAACUCUGCAUAUGUUUUUAUAUCAGCUCUUCUCUUCAGGUGGCAUUCAGUUCAACAGUAUUAUAAGUGUUUUAUACAUGAGUGUGUCUUUUGUCUUACCAGGUUGUCAACAUGAUCCUAAGAAACUUUUGCCAAUGUCUGUUAAACACUUCACGGAUAAACCCUCCCAAUAAGUGAGUAUUGCAACUUUUUGUUAAGUUUGAAACUGUUAUGGAAAAAAAGUGACCAAAUGAACCUAUUUUUUUUAUUUUAAUACAGGUGUAGUAGCUACAUUUUAAAUAUUUUUACUGUAACCCUGCUAAUAAGAUGACCUUUUUUGGCUCCAUGUUUUCUCAGCCAUAUAUUUUUGAAAAACAAACACCUAAUUACAUCAGAGUAAAUCAGAGCUCAUUUCACUCGGGGCCUUUCACUCCAUGCUGAACCGCACUCACAAAAAAUGUGCAUUUUAACUUACCGUAAAUUGUCAACUUUCAAUUAUGACGUGUCCUGCUGACCUCUUGGCCAGGUCACCCUUGUGAUCUUGAACUCAUUGGAUUUUUAUCUGGUUAAAUAAAGGUUUAACAGAAAUCAGAUUUAGAAGUUCUUUUGCUUGUGCUUCUGUGCUGUUUAAGUCGUUAAAAAAUAUCAUACAUUAAAGAACUUAUCUUUUAGCAGGCGGGACUUUGGAAAGUGGUUAAAGAAGUUCAUUGUUACAAAAUCUUCCCGAUCUUUUUAUCUGUUGCUGUAAGAUACCAGUUAUUGAUGAGUAUAUCAUAAAGCUAUAACUUAAAAAGAUAAAUAAUGUCUCUGUAAUACAUUUCUUAGUGCACAGUGUUGUGCACAGCUCUGUAGUAUCAGGAUUUAUGGUACCAUGAAGUCACUUCUGUUCAUGCUGAAACUCUCUGUCUCUGCAGACAGAGUCCAUGGGCCUCCAGGUUUGUCAGCAUGCUGCUGAGUAACACACAGCUCCUCUCCAGCCUCUCUCACAGGCUCUGGGACCUGUUUCAUAAUCAGGUUCAUAAAUACACACAGCUCUGCAUCUGUUUUUCAAAAUAUAUCUGCAACAUAUUCUUGUCUACGCUUUUCCUGUAUCAGUUCUUGUUUUAUUCCUUAAUUGCUUUAUUUCCUCGUCACUGAAGCUGUUGGACUCUUUUUGUGUGAAAGGGUUCAUCGCUGAGUGCAGCACACUUACUCGGUCUAGCAGCAUUAGUGGUCCACCUGCACACCUCAGUGUCCCUCAGUCCUCAGUUUCGGCUGGUCCCACAUGUCCUGCCUAAGCUUGUACCUGUUGGAGAAGCUCUCAGUUCAGCACUGGUCUGUAGCACACAGGCUGACAUGUUCUUCUGUGUCAGGUGAGGUUACAAACAGCAUGUUGUUAUGUUAUUUACUUGGUGCCCUUUUAUUGAUACCAGUGCUGGCCGCCACAUUUCCUCUUUGUCUUUUUGGUGCUAUCCAGGUUUUGUGUGGCAGCUCUGUGUUAUGGGAUCUGCAGAAGAGACACUUUACCUCAGCAACAACAGCAUGACUACAUCCCCAACAGCCUCUAUAAGAAGGUAUCUGAACUGAAAUUAAAUGCGACCCUUUUUUGGUCAAUUGUGUUCUGUUUUUGGUACUAACAUGACUUAGCAAAGGUUCUUAGAAGAUUGCUUGUUAUAUUUUUCUAAUGUUUUUACUAUUAUUUAAAGAGACAGUGUCUGAUGUUUGUUUGGUGUUAUAUUGUGCUCUAUGUUGUUUUCUUUUUGGUUAAGUAACAAGUAGCUUAAAUUUCAGAAGAGAUUUUGACAAUAAAGUAUUUAACUAACUAACUAACUGACUAACUGACUAAUCGACUAACUAAUCGACUAACUAGCCAAAUAACUAACUAAUUGACUAACAAACUAACUAAAUAACUAACAAACUGACUAACUAAGUAACUAAAUAACUAACUAAUCGACUAACUAACUUAUCCACUUACUAACUAAUGCUAACUAACUAAUCCACUCACUAACUAACUAAUCAACUAACUGACCAACAAGCAAGCCAACCAAACAAACAAAAAACAAACAAACAAACAAACAAAAGUGUAGCAGUGUGCCCUCUGGUAGUGUUUCAAACCUGGUCCAUAACCACUGCAGAAUUCCUCAGACAGUAUUUUAAUUAUAUUUGAAUAUAUAUAAUUUUAAAUCAAGUACAUUAUAGACAACCAUCUGCUUGUAUGUAAUCCUUUGCUUCAUCUUCCACAGACAGUGCUGAGAGUAUUAGAGGCUAAAGAGCCGUGGUGCGCUCUACUGGACAGACUUUGACUUGUUACAAUAAAGUUUUGGUUAAAAAGCAUUUAAUAGUAGAAAUCAUAUCCACCAGUGCUGAGCUUUUUGGGCUCUGACAUUCUUACUCAAACUUAACAUGGAACUGCUUUUUUAAAUUUUUAUUCAGCUUCUGUACCUCAUCCCACGGCUGCUGCCUGAAGCCAGAAAAGCUCCCAUCAAUGCUGGAGGGGGAUUUGGUACAUGUAGUGAUCACCAUGAGGAGAAUCUGCUCAGCCUGUGGAGCAAUGCCACAGACACAAACAACACCUGGAGGAAGACUGCCUUGCACCUGUGGAGGCACCCUGUAUUCAGUCAGCUACAACACGAACCACAGUAUCAGGUAAACUGGGUUGACUGCCUCCCUUUUUGAUGGGACCUUGUUUUAGGGGCACAGCAUUGUGCAUAGCAAGCAUCAGAGAAAAUCAGCAGCUGUUACACUGUCAUUUAUAUGCUAUUAAACUAAUGAUGGGUUGAUCCUUUUAUCUGUCUAGUUGGUGUUUUCAGAAUGGCUGGCCAAUGAGCUCCAAGUACAGAGAGGUGAAGAUGCUCUCUCAGAUCCAGAACGGUGAGACAGAAAACAUGCACACCUUCACAGGCAACAAAACAAUACAUUUUGUUGGUAAAGUAACCCUGUGUGUGUGCCUGCGUGCGUGCGUGCAUGUGUGUGUGUGUGAAUACAGUCAGGAGUACCAGCAGUGGGCUUGUUUGGAGCACUACCUUCCUCUUCUGGAGGAGCAGGGGGGCUGUGGAGGAGACAUGAAGAAACUCUGCACUCAUCUGCUUAACGCCAUCAUGGACCAGCAGCUCUUUAGGUGUGUAUUUAUGCUUUUUAAAAAGUCUUUAUAGCCUAAUAUAACUGGCGUCUCGUUUUUGGUAAGGUUGUUAAAUCAAGCACUGUCAUCACGGGAUUUUGACCAAUAAGAAUCAAGGAUUUACCAAAGCAAGACAGUACAUUAAUAGAUUUCUUUUCUUUCUGGAGCUUAAAGCUGCAGAGUUGUUUGAACUAUCCCUCUAAUAAUACUUUCUAGUGAUUUUAUUUGAUGUUUAUUAUGUGUUGUCUUGUAUGGCUAUUAAUAUCUUUGUUGGUGUGAUAAAAGUUUUUGUUUUUUUAUUUUUCCAUCUCUUGUUUAAUCUCUUGAAUAAAACUCUUUUUGGCUGCCUUCGGAAAAGUGUAACUGUUCUUAAAAUUUGAUGUCAACAGCAACAAGAUUCCUAAAAAAACACAUCACAGAGGGUCAGAAACAGGGACUUGUCUGCCAGACAUCCUGUCCAGAUUACAGGUGUGUAUGCAACGGUUGAAUGAUGCCAACAGGUUAUCUGUUGAGCACAGAUGACUGGUUUUUCUGUCCUGUUUUUCACAAUUUAAGUGAGUGGGGCACUUUUUAAAAACUGUUAAUUUUUGUGAUGUUGUUGUCUGUAUUUGUGUUUGUGCGUGUGUGUGUGUGUGUGUGUAGGAGGUUGUGUAUGAGAUGGAAGUGAGCGAUCUCUGUGGCAGCUGUAAAAGAGGAGCUGUGUGUGACUUUCUAUUUGAGUUCGUGGGUCAGAGAUGUUCCACCAAAGAGACCUCGAUGUCGACCAGCGUUAGUGCUGAGCUCAGCCUGCAACACACACUGAAUACAUGGAACAGGUACACAAAAACACUGGGGAAUAUCAUUUUGAUGUAUGUGAGGAAUGUACGGGCACUGACAGCUGUUUUUGUGUGUCACAGAGUGAUGUUGGCUCUACCAGCUGCUGUUGUUGUUCCAGUAAAGACAGAAGGAGGAAGGACGACUUUGGACUGUGAGAAGCUGAUUGAACAUGUCAACCAGCAUCAGGUCAGUGGAUUAAAUGUUUAACCAGAUAGAUGUACGUACAUUCUUGGACUGAAUUUGAUCAGUUGUGCAGUAAUUGUGGUUGAGAAAUGUCCUUUUCUUUGCUUUAUAUGGAGCAGAGGCUGGUGUGUUUUCCAGCUGGUUUGCUGUCCUUCCAUCUGACAGCACACUUCCUGAAAGUGAGUAUCAUGUUACGAGUUCAACAUAAAUCCAUGUAAAUCUCAGAUCUGAUCAUGGGUAUUCUGCUUAAGGGAUAAAGGUCAAUAGUUUUCUUUAUUUUUUCCCCCAGGGUUUGUUAUGUUCCAGUGUACAUUGUGGACGUCCGAGAGAGGAGUUCAGCAGAGCCUGGUCUCAGAUCAGUCUACACUGUCCCCUUCUCCUGAUCUCCACUGUGGUAAUGCCUGCUCUUCAUCCAUCAAUGAACUUUAUCAACUUUUUGUCUCCGUUUUUAUCACAUAUAAACUUUUGCAUGAAUUUCAAUCAAGAUUUUCUAGAUUGUUGCUCAGGAUAACACAAACACAAAGGGUAGCAAAAGGUGUAAAAUCUCAAAUCAUUGAGCCUCAUUCACCAAUAUGGUUUUUAGAUUUGUUUUAAUUAUGUUCACAAGAGGAUUCUCUGGGAAGUCUGAGUCAGAUUUCUGAUCCUGUUCUUGAACUGCAGAGUUGUUUGCACCUGUGUUUUUAACCUGAUUACUACCAUGUCCCCAUGAGUUUAAAGCUUGUGCAGGUUUUCAGUGCACAUGACUCCAAAUGUGAUGCUGUAUUCACAUACGCUCAAAACCUUUUGUGUUUGCUGCAAAUGUGAAUACAAACAACAACUUUUUCCUUGUCUCUUACCAAAAAUGUUUUCUAAUAGCCCACUGGCAAAAUGUUUCCACUAUUUUUUCCUCUGUUCUCCCACUAAAAGGAGUUAUUUGGAAAAAUUCACCACAAGUGGGAUAACAGGAGUGAUUCUGUUUAUGGGAUACGACAGAUGAGUAACAUGAUGAAUACAGUCGUCAGGAGCUGAAGAUGGAGAAUCAGUAUACAGAUCUGUCCACAUGCAGUAACAUUAAUACAAAUGCAAAAACUGUUAAUCAAAAGUACAUUUGAGAAGAGUCAUUAAAUAGCCACACAUUAAAGUACGUUAUUAUUCUUUUAUGAAGUCCUCGCUGAUUUAAAAAUUGCUAAGUUCUUUAUUUAAAUCUAAAAUUUCACUUGUUAUAAAUUGGACCACAUUUGUCAAAUUGGAAUAAAAGUUAACCGAAUAAAAAUCAUGUUAUUAUACAUAUGCUUUAAUGAUACACAAGGUGAAUGCAACAUAAAGGAAAACAAAGGAAACAUUUAUUUAGGACCAGCGUAUUUGCACUGAAAGGUGCUGAAGAACGUCCAUGAGUGUUUGAGGAUUAUGUUCUCACAUAAGAACCAAUCUCAGGCAAGAUAAGUUGUUGUGAAUAUCAGAAUCUAACGGAUGUAUGUUCAGAAAUUGUGCCUUAGUUCAAGUUAUUUAACCCCAAAAUAAAUGCUUUGGCUGAUAAGAUAAGGAAAUUUAUGAUUUCAUUAUGAAUGAAGAUUCAAUAGGUAGUGCUUUAUUGCUUUGAUGGCCUGAAUGAGGAAUGAAUUUAAUGCUAAUUUUGUUGUGUGUGUGUGUGUGUGUGUGUGUGUGUGUGUGUGUGUGUGUGUGUGUGUGUGUGUGUGUGUGUGUGUGUGUGUGUGUGUGUGUGUGUGUGUGUGUGUGUGUAGCACUGGUGGCAGCGUCUGUCUCCAGUGCUGUUGUCACAGUGGCGUCGGUUGUGUGAUGGAGAAACUUUACCAGAACAGCUGCAGAUCCUCACUGACUGUCACAGCUGGAGCUCCAGGUACCAAACCUUAUCCUCAGCAUGCACUGUUUGUACCACUUAUACUGUGAUUGCGCUCAUUCAGCUCUCUUCAACCCCCCUGUAUGCUCUCUGCCUAAAGCCGUUAUCUGAUUUUAGAAAUGAUGUUGUGCUCAGUUUAGAAAAAGGUUGGCCAUCCUCAUCAGUGCCUGCAGUCUCAGCUCUGCCCCUGGCUGUCUGCCUGCACCGUGCCUGGCAUGAUUUUGGUUAUGACACACAGAGAGUCAUCGCUGCUGUAAAGUCACUGAGAGUGGAGAGGGGCGUACAGAACCAACAAGUGAGCACAAAGAACUGUUUUAUUACCCAAAAGUCUGUGAAACUGUGUUUAUGCUACCUCUAUAAAACUUUGAGUUUAAGUGGAGAAGGUUAGAGUUGAUAUAAAGCUGAUGAGAUGUAGUAAAAGUCACACAGGUCAUUGCUGUCAGUGAAGUUUGUCAACUAUAUUCCAUAAAUGAUGUUUAUAAUUAUAAAUGUGAUAAUGGUAGUUAGAGUAAAAUGUUACUUAACUCAGUCAUGUUAUUUUCUGUUCUGUUCUGUUUUUGUAAAGUUCUUUGAUGUACACAGACCAGCUGCAACAUUUUGACCACAUAUGAUGAAUUUUUCUUGGUGCUUUGGUGCUCAAACAAUGAACACAGAAUAACAAUAGAAGCAAUGGAAGACAGUGGUCCUAAGGAACACAACAAGAAGGUUGAGGUGAUCGCUUGCUUUCUAAGUUAGUAAGAUUGCAGUCCAUUUGAAAAUUUGUAGGAUGUGCUCAACAAUUAAGUCUGAUCUUGCAAGACUUGAAUGAUCUACUGCUUUAGUCAUGGUGCCCCAUAUAUUACAGCACACCUUCAGAGGGCUGCUUUGGUUCUCACUUAACUGGAAGAGAGUUUCAGGCAUCAGGCAGGUGGUCAAGCUGUUAUGGUGGAUCAGUGUAUGCUUGUGCUGUGAAAAGCCAACACUGUCUUUCUGUAUGUUUUCAAACCUUUGAUGGUUUUUCUUGUUGUUGUCUCACUUCCUCUUCCAGGUGCUGGUUUUCCUGUUUUUCCUGAGUGUAAAUGACUAUCUGUCAACACUACUGUUUCUUCAGGUAACUAUGCUUAGCCAAAAAAACUUCUGAUUUAUUUGCAGAAAUGUAAGAGUCAGUAAAAAUUAAGCUGUUUCCUUUUUAAUGAAAUGCACUUGCACCCCUGUACCAAACUGUAUCUGCCCUUUUAAAAGAUUUAAAAAUCACAGUUAGGUUUGGCAAUGAGAAGUUGAAAAUAUUUAUCUUCUGCUGCUACUACAGUAGGAUUAAUUUUCUGUGUUUUCUCUGCCUGUGAUUAUCUCUGUAGGAGGAAAGUCAUCAGAAAGCCAGCACUUUAUGCACAGACCUCCUGCAAGUGUUGGUGAACUCUGCAGACUGGCUAGUUAUUUUUAAUCCAAAUGGUAUUUCUUAUUGAAUGUCUGUUAUGUCACUCGUUUGAAGCUAUUGUGUGAAGCACUGGCAUUGAAUAAUUUUUGUUUUGUGUGAAUACAUGCAUUGCCAGAUAAUUAACAGGCUGCAUUUUUACCCAGCUCAAGAUAAAGGGGUUUACCAGUCAGUUACCAUGGUGACAUCAGAUGAGUUCACCCGUCUGAUGCCUUGGGCCUUCUACAGGUUUGUUUUUUACUAAGUGUUUCUGUUAAAAAACGUCACAUAUCCGUCAAUAAAAGACAAUGUAAAUGCUAACUGUAAUCACACCCCAAAAAGUAUGAAAGAGGAUUAGAGCCACAAAAGGAAAAAAAAUAAUAACAGGAGGGAGAUUUUUUUAAUAUCCAUUAACAGAUUUAAGACAAAUUUUUUUAGAUUAAAGUCAAAAUUUGAUCAUGUAAAAAUGAAAAAAGUCAAAAUUUCGAGAUUUGAUUUGAAAUUUCAAGAUUAAAAUUGUCGAAACGUGGUGAAUAAUGUCGAAAUUUUGAGAUUAAAAAAAUUUAAAAUUUGAGAUUAAAGUCAAAAUUUCGAGAUCACAAAAUGUUGAGAGGUCAUUAAUAAUGUCAAAAUUUUGAUCUCGAAAUUUUGACUUUUUAAUUUCUUUUCUCUUCUUGUGGCCCUAAAAGUCUUUCAUGACCAAAACUAAACACAAAAAGUGAGAGUAAAAUUAUAGUUAUUAUGUCAUUAUUCAGUUAUAUUCAUUAUUAUUUUGAGGGUUUUGUGCCAUGGAGCAGAUUCCUAAAGAGACAGACCUGUGCUUAAAUUUGGACAGAAAUAUAAUUUGACUGAAAACAGGAACAGAGGGAAUGUUGAACUCUUCAGACUGUGAGUGACAAUAUCUUUCCUGCUGCUACUACAAUCAAUUAUUCCCACUUUUUUAGUUGAUGUUAAGGAAGUUACACAACAACAGAAACACACAGAUCAAUACAGACCACAGUAAAACAGCAACUCCUGUGUUUUGCAGGAUAAAGUUACAGUUUUAGUUUUGUGGCUUUGAGGAGAGUCGUGUACCAGUUAUGUCUGAUUAAAAAAUAUCAUACCAGAAUAAAAGUCUCAUUCAAAGUCCUUGUUCAAGUCGCCAGAAACUCAAAAUAAAAAUCUGAGCCAAUCAGUGUCAAAACAAAACACUUGAGCUUUCCUUGUGUAGAUUAGGUCCAUACGCACCAAAAAUGACUCCUCUUAAAUUUGUUCUGUGUGUUUAGCCUGCUGCUCCUACAGAAAGCUGAGGUGUGUGAGAGAGCUGUGAGUUGUCCAGAGUUCCUCCAUACUGCUGUCCUCUGCUACAUCAGUCUGCUGCAGCUAUCUCUGGAAGGACACACUCUCAUGCCCGCCAAAGAGUCUGACCAUCAGGUGAUAGAGCCUCAGGUCUUUGUUUUUGUCUGUGUACAUAUUUAAAGAUGCGACAACACUCCUGACAUUAAGUCUGUGAUUUGCGUUGUCAGAUGGAGCCUUUUCAGAUACUGAGGCAGGCCAAGCUUUUUCUCCUGAGAGCACUAUCACAGAUGUCUCCGACUGCUCUGUCCUCCUGCCAACUCAGACAGGUAACCCACACACUGUGUGCAUCUGUAGUGGGCCUGUGCUCAGAUUUUCUCUAAUAAACACCCCACUCUAACCUCCAUCUUUUCCUCUUCACUGGUGUUUUCUGGACCAGCUGCAGUCCCAGUGUGCAGACCUGGACCCAGAGGUGGCAGCAGCUCUCUCUGUGCAGCUGGAUCCUAACAGCCAAAGCCCAAUAAUGGACUUUCUCUGAACACCUGCGCACUUUUCAAGCUAGGAAAGCGUCUGAAGAGAACAUUUACUUCCACUUUGUUGUAAAAUGUUUGUACGUGAAGUACUUUACUGUUCAUUUGUUAACCUGCUGCACUCAAGCAGAAACAUGUUCCCUCUUACCUUAUUGUUCAGAUUUUACAAACUAUCAAAAACAGCCUAAACUCAUUUUUGUUUAAAAAAAAAAGGGACCUUCACUUUAUUUACAUAAUGCACACAGGACUUUUGUUUUUUUUACACACAUGUACAUCUGAAGCCCUUACCACUGUUUACAACACAGAAGUUAACUUAUAAAGAGAACGCAGCAUUGUAAUAAUUUUGUAAAAACAGUGACCAAAUAAAAGCACAAUGUUGCUGAACAAUGCUGGAGAUAAUUCUUCACUACUCUGCCCUCCAAGGAGGUCACACAGCUUUACAUUAUUACUAUUUUGCAUAAUGGGACUCACACUGACGGGACUUCUGCUGCUGAAUGAUACUGGACACUUCAUCCAACAAAUCAGAAAGAGUGUUUGGAUCCAUUAAGUCCACAGGCAGUGCAACUUCAUAUUUACAUCAGAUCUGUAACAGAGGCACCUUGAGUGUUUUUUUUUUUUUGUCUUUUUAGGUUGAAAUCCUGAAGUCUUCACAGAAUACAGAAACAUUUAUUUUUUUAGAUGCCAUUUCUUCAGAGAAGCCACUUUGUGAGUUACCUCAAGCUUCUUCACAAGGUACAAAAUCCACAGCUGCUGAGUUAAAUAUGAUCAGCAUUGAGUGCAGUAUUAAAUCAGAUCACAAAUGGCCUUGAAUAUUAUUGACUAACUUUUGAAAAACAACUUUAGAUUGAUAAGCUGCACAGUUAGCUGAAACAUGAGUUAAUCUGUAUAUUUCUGACAAAGCUGCAGCUCACUGAGAGUUUAUAGUUGUUUUAAACUGCGUUUGUCACCAAAAUAUUUACAGACUGAAGAAAUCUGAUCAAUCUACACUUCCUCAGAUAAGAGAAUAUCCUCACUGUCCUGACCAAGGAACUGUGACCCCAAGCUCAUUAACCCUUAACUGCCCUGAAUAUGUAAAAUGUUGGAUGUCACAGGCAAAGUUUUAAAUUGUGAGGUAAAUUUUAGUUGGAGUUGGAAUAUUAACAGGAUGAGCAUCCCUAAAGCUCUCUUGAAAAGUUACACGAGGAUGAGGGGCUGAAAUUGUGGCAUCUCCAUCAGGUAAGUAAAAUACUAGAAAAUGCCCUCUGGGAAAUUUUGAUAGAGUCAAGGGGGCUACUGCCGGGGAGUGUACAUGAUGAUGAGAUUUUCAGAGAUUUCAAAUAAUUAAUACUAUUGUGAUUUUAAAUACAAGGAACACACCUACAACAAAUAUUCCUUUAAGUCCAAUAAUUGCUUUUUUUUUUU
This is a messenger RNA of Xyrichtys novacula (pearly razorfish), 24817 nucleotides long. The record is from the annotation of a GenBank genome assembly. NCBI's taxonomy places the organism in Eukaryota, Metazoa, Chordata, Actinopteri, Labriformes, Labridae.